AUGAAGUUUAUUUUCCUGUUUCUUGCCAUCCUUCUGGCCAUGGGACCAGUGGUAUCAGGCAGACGUCAUGUGCUUCGAUGCAUGGGUGACUUGGGAAUCUGUAGACCUGCUUGCAGACAGUCUGAAGAGCCCUACCUCUAUUGCAGAAAUUAUCAACCCUGCUGCCUCCCUUCCUAUGUAAGGAUAGACAUUUCUGGCAAAGAGGGGAAAAAUGACUGGAGCCGAGAGAAUCGCUGGCCAAAAGUAUCUUGA
This is a messenger RNA of Rangifer tarandus platyrhynchus (Svalbard reindeer), 252 nucleotides long. Lineage: Eukaryota; Metazoa; Chordata; Mammalia; Artiodactyla; Cervidae. The record is from the annotation of a GenBank genome assembly.